CAUCAACCUGCGGCCGGCCUGUGAGCCAGCCAGUCAUGCCGUUCGUCCUCGUGGCUGCAGGCGACAACUUUGCCGGUCAAUGCGCCGUGUCUGCCGCCCACGAGCCAUACGCGCAGUCUCGCUCCGACACAAAAGUGCCUAGUCACAAUGCAAGCGAGGCGCAGCACUGCAGCGAGGCCGAGAUCGCCACCGCUCUGCUCGACGGCACCCGCGCGAGAACGGUCGCUCAGUUCCACCUCGCCAUGUCGGGCGGCACCGAGAUUGCCAAGAUUGCAUGCGGCGAUCGUCACACACUCCUCGUCACAGCUUCAGGUGUUUGCAUGAGCGUUGGGAGCAAUCGAACCGGCCAGCUCGGAAUUACUGCUCCGCCGUCGUCGUCGUCGACGAGCACCAACGCCUCUGGUAGUGCGGCGACUGAUACAAACUCAAACGUUGCAAACCCGAGUUCAAGCGAAACGGCGACCAUUCACAUACCAAGACCAAUCCCGAAUCUGAGCGCCGUCAAAGUAACACAAGUUGCUGCCGGCGCGCACCACUCGGUUGCGUUGAGCGAUAACGGCCGCGUCUAUACAUGGGGAUCGAACAAACAAGGCGCCUGCGGAAUCGGAAAGCCAGGGAGCAUCCAGCGAGCCCCACAACGUGUCAAGGACAAGCUGGAGAAUGAGCUGAUCGCGGAAAUUGCUUGCGGAUUUGCCCACACCUGUGUCCGAACGAACGGAGGGGACUUGUACUGCUUUGGCUUCAACCGCCAUGGCCAAUGUGGUGCAGAUCCCUCCAAUCUCCCGAUUGUCCCGCAGCCCCGGCUUGUGUCGCAGUUGCGGAGACGCGUUGCGUCGAUCGCGUGCGGCCGGCACCAUUCCUUGGCUAUUCUGAACGACGGCAAUGUUUACAGCUGGGGAGGAGCCGAGGGAGGGCGGCUUGGAAGCGAGGCCGUGCACGAGCGACACCAGCAAACGCAACGUGAGCUGGCCGCCAAUCCGCUCAAGGAACUUGCGACCGAGAACUACGUCCCGCUGUCUUCGUGUCUCCCAGCAGUAAUUAAGUCUCUGGCACCAAACAGCGAGCUGAUCGGCGGGAAGGGCGCCAGGGUUGUUCGGGCCGCUGGCGGCUGGUAUCAUUCCCUGUUUUUGACCAAUGCUGGCAUGGUGUUGGGCACUGGCGAUACCAGUGCGGGUCAGCUUGGCAUUCGUCCGCUACGAGAGGAGCACUAUUAUCCAACACCCGUCCGGCUAUUCCAAGUCGCGGCUGCGACUUUGGGCCAUCCUUCCCAGCUCUGGUUUGCGUUUAACAAGCUGCCUGUCGAGUUGGCAGAGCAACAGCAAAAGGCACAACAAGCUUUGGAAGCGAGUGCAGCAGUGGCGGCUCAGUCAGCAGAUUCAAGUGAGGUGCAGGCUGCAGUGUUUGAUCUUCCCGAGCCCGUGGCCAGCAUCCAUGCUGGAGCCUAUCACAGCGCACUUGUAACCACCAGUGGCAAAGUUCUCUUGGCUGGGAUUGGUGCAGCCACCGGCGCUGCAUCUCACGUGGAUGUUGCCGCAGACGAUGGAGACCUUGUGCUUCCGAUCGACAAUCCGACCGCCGUGCCAACACCAGUGGUCGAAUACCGAACGCACUCCCACGCACCAAACAGCAAUCGCACUCAUAACAACUGCUCUUGUGAUGUCAUACAAUUACCUGCCGAAGCGCGUGCAACUGCAAUUGGAUGCGGUGCAGGCCACACAGUGAUUGGUAUGGUUGUUUGAAACGACGCAUUGCGACCGAAAAUACACACGAUAUGUAUCACGCCCAA
Molecule: messenger RNA, 1786 nt
Organism: Capsaspora owczarzaki ATCC 30864
Lineage: Eukaryota; Filasterea; Ministeriida; Capsasporidae
Exons: 2
Coding region: 36-1739 (567 amino acids)
Source: RefSeq, a predicted model, not a curated record